GCCGGCGCUGCUCUCCUCUUCUCCCAGUCUUGGGUUUCCCUGGUGCCGCCGCCGCCGCCGCAGUUCUGUGUGAGGAGGAGGAGGAGGAGGAGGAGGAUGUGAAGAUGGCGGAGCUGCAGAUGCUGCUGGAGGAGGAAAUCCCGGGGGGCCGCCGGGCCCUGUUCGAUAGUUACACUAACCUGGAGCGAGUGGCCGACUACUGCGAGAACAACUACAUCCAGUCAGCAGAUAAACAGAGAGCCCUAGAAGAAACCAAAGCCUAUACAACACAGUCCUUAGCGAGUGUAGCCUAUCUGAUAAAUACUUUGGCCAACAAUGUCCUCCAAAUGUUGGAUAUCCAGGCAUCUCAGCUACGUCGGAUGGAAUCUUCUAUCAAUCACAUUUCUCAAACGGUCGAUAUUCAUAAAGAGAAAGUUGCAAGGAGAGAAAUUGGUAUUUUGACUACCAACAAAAAUACUUCCAGAACUCAUAAAAUUAUUGCGCCAGCAAACCUAGAACGACCAGUUCGUUACAUUAGAAAACCUAUUGACUAUACAAUUUUAGAUGAUAUUGGGCAUGGAGUAAAGUGGUUGCUUAGAUUUAAGGUGAGUACACAGAAUAUGAAGAUGGGUGGGCUGCCUCGCACAACACCACCUACUCAGAAGCCACCCAGCCCACCUAUGUCGGGCAAAGGAACACUUGGGCGUCACUCCCCCUAUCGCACACUGGAGCCAGUGCGUCCUCCAGUGGUACCAAAUGAUUACGUACCUAGCCCAACACGUAAUAUGGCUCCCUCGCAGCAGAGCCCUGUGAGGACAGCUUCUGUGAAUCAAAGAAAUCGAACUUACAGCAGCAGUGGUAGUAGUGGAGGGAGCCAUCCAAGUAGCCGGAGCAGCAGUCGUGAGAACAGUGGAAGUGGUAGUGUGGGGGUUCCUAUAGCUGUCCCCACUCCAUCUCCUCCCAGUGUCUUUCCAGCCCCUGCUGGCUCCGCUGGCACUCCUCCCCUUCCUGCCACUUCUGCCCCUGCCCCUGCCCCUCUGGCUCCUGCUGCUGUCCCCUCUUCCACUGCCCCAGAUGGUGCUGCUGCGGGAGCUCAGCCUCUUGCUGAUGGCUUCACUUCUCCAACUCCCUCUGUUGUUUCUUCCACUCCACCUACAGGUCACCCUGUUCAGUUCUACAGCAUGAAUAGACCUGCUUCUCGGCAUACUCCCCCAACUAUAGGAGGCUCUUUGCCCUACAGACGUCCUCCAUCCAUAACCUCACAGACAAGCCUUCAGAACCAGGUGAAUGGAGGACCUUUUUAUAGCCAGAACCCAGCAUCUCUUGCUCCUCCUCCUCCAUCCAUCCUACAGGUAACUCCUCAGUUGCCUUUAAUGGGAUUUGUGGCCAGAGUUCAAGAAAAUAUUUCAGAUACUCCUCCUCCUCCACCUCCUACAGAAGAUCCAGUCUUUGAUGAAUCUCCACCUCCACCUCCACCACCAGAAGAUUAUGAAGAGGAGGAGGCAGCUGUGGUAGAGUACAGUGACCCCUAUGCUGAAGAGGACCCUCCCUGGGCACCAAGGACCUAUUUAGAAAAAGUUGUCGCGAUUUAUGAUUACACAAAAGACAAAGAGGAUGAGCUCUCAUUUCAGGAAGGAGCUAUCAUUUAUGUCAUCAAGAAGAACGAUGAUGGCUGGUAUGAGGGAGUCAUGAAUGGAGUGACUGGGCUCUUUCCAGGGAAUUAUGUGGAGUCCAUCAUGCAUUAUUCUGAGUGAAGAUUGAUUAUGUUGUUCUGGGAUCAAAAGGAACUAUUAGGGGCUUUCCAGAUUUACACAAGGCUCUGGAGAAUACACUCAUGGAUGAAGGAUAAUAAAACUGCUUCUGUGUUUUGGCUUAAAAAAUUAUUAUAAAAAAGCAAUUUAGUGACCUAAACACGAACAAAUGGAUCUUCUGAUGGUUAGUAGUGGUUGUGCUGAGUUCUUGGAAGUAAAGAGCUGACCUAUUCAUCUCUGGGUAUGUAGAAAAUGAAAUGACCUAUACAUGUCACUGAAACAGAGUCAAAAAAAAAAAAAAAAAAGACUGAGGUAGAAUCUAGGAUCUUUCUCAGGAAUCAUAUCUAAUCCAGAGGUUUUCUCCCAAGCUUUAGCGCUUGGCAUUAAAAAUGCCAAGAUAAUCAUGCUGUUAACGUUAUGACCCAGUGGGCAUCUUAGUCAUUUUUUCUUCCACCUGAAGAUGAGGCAUCUGCAGAACGUAUUUGAAAGUUAACACAAAAGGCUUUCCAGGUUGUUUGUUACUUGUUUAAUGCAGUUAGAAUUUGCAAUUUCUUAGCACUCUGUGGCUGAAAACAAGUGUAUGCAAAACUGACUUGUAUGUCAUUAUAAUUGUCAGCCUAAGUCAUUAAGAUGAUGAAGUUUAUCAAGUGUUAGGGACUUCUAAGGCUAGCUAACUGGUACCACAAAUUUACUUUAGUAUUCUGAAAUACUACAUUGCCACUGAUGGCUUAUAUAUCCAGACUACUUAUAACAAGGGUUAGUUAUCCCGAAGCAAUGGGUAUAGUGAAGUGGAAAUUAUAUUUCCUUCAGGUUCUGAGGAUCAAGCCUGAAGAUUUUAAGUUAACACUUGAAUGACAUAUGUUCUUAUUAAUGGUCAAGAUGAAAACUUUACUUUGGGCAUUAAAGCUUUGAGGAGAAAAAAAAAAAUGACUUCAGAGUAGAUGGUUUUUUUCCCCUUAAUUUUGCAGUAUGGAGGAAAAUCUUAUUAGCUUUAUUUGGAAAGAACAAACAGUUUUUAGAUCUGUUGGCAAGUCUCUACAAUGGAAGUUAAAGUAUUGCUACUCUCUCUGAUCAUUAAAGACUAACUUUAAUUGUACAACUGUCUAAGCUGCUUUUCCCUUUAUACUCAUAGAAAAGUUUAAAAAACAAAAAAUAAUUCAGAACAAAAACCCUUGAGAGACUUGUUUUCAACUGAAAAUAAGGUACCUUUUCCUAUUAAAUAUUAAAAUUACAGUAUUAAAAUGAGCUUAGUAGGUCAAGUUUUGGCACUGCCAGUUUUGUGGGCUAGACCUUCUUCAACUUAAAUAGAGAUUAUAGCAGAAAUUAUUAAUUCUUUUGUUUAUACAACAGAUACAAUUUUGGAGUUCAACUCUCGAGUUAGAAGAGCAGUGCAUUUCUGACCUUCAUUUUUCCACAGAGUUAAUCUAAGAAAUAUCUCCAGAGGCCCCAAAUCCUGAUAACGGAUGGUAGUUCUAAAUAAGAAAUGAUCUGAGAAUGGGACCAGCUCCAUUCCCCCUGAUCCUAUUGACCAGGAUUCUAGAUACUCAGCCACAAUUCAGGGAGGCCAGGCUAGGCCAGGGCGGGAGUGUUGAGCAGGCUUGCACUGACUGAACAGCGAGGUUUAGUGGACUUGAGGGACAGGUGGGCAAGGUGUUAGCAGGAAAGAAGAUUCCUGGCUUUGACCACAAAGCUUCUUUAAAAUUUUAACCGAGGCCCAACUAUAUAGUUCUUUUAUCAAUAAAACUCCACAUUGCCGUUUUCACAGUCA
Antechinus flavipes (yellow-footed antechinus) is the source of this 3498-nucleotide messenger RNA. It is a transcript of the gene ABI2, whose product is annotated as abl interactor 2. Bases 105 to 1733 code for a protein of 542 amino acids. The transcript is spliced from 12 exons. Gene Ontology annotation, molecular function: SH3 domain binding. Gene Ontology annotation, cellular component: lamellipodium. The record is from RefSeq and is a predicted model, not a curated record. NCBI's taxonomy places the organism in Eukaryota, Metazoa, Chordata, Mammalia, Dasyuromorphia, Dasyuridae.